Molecule: messenger RNA, 1217 nt
Organism: Triticum aestivum (bread wheat)
Lineage: Eukaryota; Viridiplantae; Streptophyta; Magnoliopsida; Poales; Poaceae
Product: G-type lectin S-receptor-like serine/threonine-protein kinase RKS1
Exons: 6
Coding region: 1-1038 (345 amino acids)
Biological process (GO): protein phosphorylation
Cellular component (GO): plasma membrane
Molecular function (GO): ATP binding; protein serine/threonine kinase activity
Source: RefSeq, a predicted model, not a curated record
AUGCUGCUCUCUCAGGAAGAUGAAGAGCUAGUCUGGGGGAUAGGGAGGAGUUCAGAGCUCAAGCUUUUUAACUUUUCACAACUAUCAGAUGCUACGAGUAACUUCUCAGAUGAAAAUAAAUUGGGGCAAGGUGGCUUUGGCCCAGUAUACAAGGGCCAGCUUCCUGAAGGUUUGGAAAUAGCAAUUAAGAGACUAGCUUCGCAGUCUGGGCAGGGUCUCACAGAGUUUAGAAAUGAAGUCCAACUCAUAGCCAAGCUCCAGCACACAAAUUUGGUUAGGCUAUUGGGAUGUUGCUCUCAAGGAGAUGAGAAAAUAUUAAUCUAUGAAUAUUUGGCAAAUAAAAGCUUGGAUUUCUUUAUCUUUGAUGAAACUAAAAAUGCUUUAUUGGAAUGGAACAAAAGAAAAGCGAUUAUCGAAGGGAUAGCACAAGGACUUCUAUAUUUGCAUAAGCACUCACGGUUACGGGUCAUACAUAGAGAUCUUAAAGCAAGUAACAUUCUUUUGGACUGUGAAAUGAAUCCUAAAAUAUCAGAUUUUGGGCUUGCAAAAAUAUUCAGCUCAAAUAAUACUGAAGGGAACACAAAAAGGAUUGCUGGGACAUAUGGGUAUAUGGCUCCCGAAUAUGCUUCAGAGGGUCUCUUUUCGAUUAAAUCUGAUGUAUUCAGCUUUGGUGUGCUGAUUCUUGAGAUCAUCCAUGGAAAAAGGAACUCAUGCUUUCAUCAAUUUGGGGACUUCUUCAACCUUCUUGGAUAUGCAUGGAAGUUGUGGAAAGAGGAAAGAUGGCUUCAGUUCAUCGAUGAAUCAAUAGUUUCAGAGUCUGACACUUUAGAGACAAUGAGGCGUAUCAACAUCGCAUUGCUGUGUGUGCAAGAGAAUGCGGUUGACAGACCCAGCACAGCAAGUGUGGUUGCAAUGCUAAGCAGUGAAAGUAUGGCCCUGCCUGAACCUAAGCAUCCGGCGUAUUUCCACAUAAGGGUUACAGAGGAAGAGCCACCUAGUGCUAAUGAUGUCACAGUGUCUACUCUACAGGGCAGAUAGUAUCAUCCUGCAUGAUGUGUUUUUUUGUGUGUGCUGCUUUACCGAGCGGGCUCCCUCUGAUUUAACACUAAAGUUCUGACAGACACACACAAACCUUUGGACUUUGGUUAAACAUGGCAUGAAUAGAAGACAACUCAUUUACUAAUGUCAGUAAAACAUGACUAACUAGUGUUUAUACU